AUGCGCUUUAGCAAAUGAACAGCGAGAAAAACGCACAGUGCACGUAGAAAAUGGCCUCAUAAGAGAAGCAAAUUUCGGAAAAGUGGGCGUCUAACUUGGCGACUUCGAAUGAUUGCGGCCAUCCUUGAAGCCCCAGGCCGUCGGGGAACGUCAAUGAAAUGACCCCCAGCGCCCCCGAAAGACGGUCGAGAUGAAUAUCGUGCGCAAGUUGGCCAGGGUCGGCGGAGGCGGUGGCUCGGCCACCUCCAACACAGCCUCCGCGGCCCAGAAAGACGAGCAGAAUCAGAACUCGCAACACAUGGCUCUGGGGUUGAUGCACCUAAAGAAGCUUUUUGCCGAGUUCACCCACCCCAGCCACCCUCUGAACGAGCGCGAGCGGGAUGACAAGCUUUACAACAUGCUUCCAUUGUUUUGCAAGGUAUUUGGAACUUGCGCUUCUCAAGAAAUGGUGGAUAAGUUUCGAGACGUACACACGUUUUGUACAUACGUUUCGAGGCUGAUGGUUUGCGAGAUCAGGAAGCGAGCUUCAAAUCAGUCGACCGAGAGCGCAAGCUGUGCCAUCGCAAAAUUCUUGGAGAUAGAAAAUUCAGAAAACACGAGCAACGGAUGGAUGUUACUUACUACGCUCAACCUUUUGGCUGAGGGAGAAAUAUCAUUGAUACAGGCAAUGACUGCUGCUGCACUGCCGUCAACGUUGGUGAAAUGUCUAUAUUUAUUUUUCGACCUGCCAGAGAUGGAGAACGAGAACGUCACCGAACAAGGCAGUGAGUUCAGCCCUGGAGAACGCAGAAUUCUGCUUCAGAAGGUUUUUGUUCAACUGUUGGUAAGAUUGUGCAGUCACCCUCAACCAGCCGAUGAGCUAGCCAGAAAGGACGACCUGGCGCUUUUGUUUUCUGCCAUAACGAGCUGGUGCCCUCAAUACAACGCUCUCUGGAGGAAGAGUGCUGCAGAGGUUUUGAUGACAAUAUCGAGACACGGUCUCAGUCAACAAGUUGUUGCUUACAUUCAUAGUAAAGGUUGCGUUGCACUGUGCAUAGACAACAUGCAGCGAGUGACCGAAUUGUCCCCUCUUGAAGUAGUCGAGAUGUUUGUAACCAUUUUCUGUUUCCUGAAAGACUCGAGCGACGUUGCUCAAUCGCUGUUAGAUGAUUUCAAGUCGUGCCAGGGAUACCAGUUUAUAUCGGAGUUCUUACUGAAGCUAGAGCAAGAUCCAUCUAAGGAUAAUCAAGAUGCUAUCAGAAAUCUUGUUCUGUUGGUUGCCUCUCUGACUAUGUGUGGGCACAAUGAACUUCACCCAAGUCAAGCCAGCGUGGGAUCACUCUUCAGAAUUAUGGGCUUUUUGUUGCCCCAGCCAACUGGACGUGGAGCUAGUGUACGAAACAUUCAAGCUUUCCAAGUUCUUCAAACAGUUUUCCUCAAAGCGAGUUCUGCAAAUCUGGGGUGCACGAUUUUAGACGCGAUUUCAAGUGUAUACCACGCGGACAACGCAAACUAUUUCAUUUUAGAGGGACAAAAUACACUGCCACAAUUUGCGGAAAAAAUUCACCUAAAACCUACAGAAAUUCAAGAAAAAUUCUUUCAGCUUCUCGAGUUCAUAGUUUUCCAGCUCAAUUUUGUACCCUGCAAAGAGCUCAUAUCUCUCUCGAUAAUCCUCAGAGAUCAAUGUUCGAUACAGUGCAGCAUCACUUGCAUGUACACACUUAGGGACAUUCUAAAGCACAAUAUAGUAUUCAAGGAUGUCUAUAGGGAAGUUGGUUUGCUGGAGGUGUUCGUCACAUGCUUGGAAAGAUACGCUUCACACAUCAAAGAUGCAUUUGGAGAUAAAUCGGUGCUGUCAGAAGAUGAGAUCUCUCUGGGAAAUAUGAUCAUAGAGUCAUUGAUCGUGCUAUUGAGUGGAAAUGCCAAUAAUGCAGCUGUUUUCAGAGAGAGUGGGGGUGCAAAAUGUGUGCACAACCUGGUUCAAUACAGGGAAUGCCGACAGGAAGCAUUAACAAUCGUCAAGGAAUUGAUCCUAACAACGGGAGGAGACGAAGAUUUGGGAAUACUCCUUGCGACCAUGCACUCAGCACCACACACAAAUUUAGAUUUGAAGUCUGACAUCUUGAAAUCUCUGCUAACGUGUCUGCGAGAAAGUCAUAGAACCCGAACGGUGUUUCGCAAAGUUGGCGGAUUUGUAUACGUGAUGAGCGUCCUUGUAUCGAUGGAAGGAAGUCUACAGAACCAGCUUACAGAUUUUUGGAAAGGCAUCAAAGUGUCUGAAGUCCUCUCGCUCCUACAUCUUGUUUUUAACACUGUUUCUGUUGCCAUGCGGUUUGAGCCAGCAAAUGCAAAAUUCUUUCAACAGGAAAUAUGUUUCUCUACCUUGUGUGAUAGCAUCAGACUUCUAGGCUGUUUUUCUAGUCAAAAAACCAUUCCAGAAAUGACAAAGGAGUUGCCUCCAGCAAGUCAAAAAGACGAAAACACAUUCCAAAAAAUAUUCACAGGAAACGUAUUGAAUCCAGCAGUGGACGAAAGCAUACACAAGGACUUGAUGUACGCCACAAUUAUACUAAGAAUGCUAUACGAUCUAGCCUUAGACCUCUACGACAAAGUUUCUAACAACUCUCACGCGAGCAUUGCAAAUAUUGCGGUCCGAUCUCCUAGAAGACAGUCCGAGAACUCGAACGCACCCAAAAAGCCUGUCGCCAAUCUGAACUUGACACCACAACCAUCUGAUCCCAUCAUUGUUCAUCCUGGAGUGGUGGUUGCUAUGCUUCACCUGUUGCCUUCAAUCCAGUAUCAAGAUGUGAGCCAGUCUCUAACCUUGCAAGUAUUUUGCUCAGAGGUGCUGAAAUCACUUGUUCGUUCUGAGCGGAAUCAGCAAGUUAUGUGCGAAGCUGGUAUGCCAGGAGAGCUUCUUAAGUGCUGCGCUGUUGCUCUAGACGAAGAAACACACCCACUCCACCCAUCUGUACAGUACAUGCUUGAAAGACUUGCAGCGCAGACGUUAGAGGCAAAGGAUUUGAGGUCAUUCCUACGUUUGGGGGAACCAUUAAACACGCUUACAAUAGAAGACUUUGAAGAGGUCAAUUCAAAAAAGCCUCUUCAUAGAAAACCCGGAGGUCCGGUUCCUCUCACGAGGAUAAAAACGCUGGUAUCCAUGACAACACCAAGAGAUUUCAGACUUCAUGGCGCCUCAAUACUUCCUCCAUUCGUUGAAUUCGACAUGAGUGCAGAAGGAUUCGGCUGCUUGUUUUUACCUAGUUUAGCUCCUCAGUCAUCAAAUAUCCAAGGCGUUGCAGCAUCUGGAAACCAACAAGACAUGAACGUUGUAGGUGGAAUAGGAGCUGGCGACAGGAUUUUCCCACCACCGGGCGGGCUGACGUUUUCAACUUGGAUGUGCGUGGAUAAAUAUUCUGAUCCAAGAACUGAUCCCCAUUGCGUGAGAUUGUUGACUGUUGUCAGGCAAAUAUUGGGUAAAGAAGACCCUCUAGCGUGCUUGACGUUCAUAUUGUCAGCCAGAGACAAAGCGAUAAUCGUCAGCACUCAAGAAAUAUCUGUACCACCAAAUGUUGGCGAGUGGGAGCCUGACGUUUGCGGCGACGGAAGCACUCGAGUAUGGUGCCCUGACCUUUUGCAAGAAGGUCAGUGGCAUCAUUUGGUGCUUGUUCUUACUCGCCAAUCAGCCAAGAAUUCAUCAUUUUCGAUAUUUGUUGAUGGUCAGCAUAUACACACGCAAAGAAUGCACUACAUUGCACAAAAUCCAGGCGGUGGAUCAGCAAAUUUGCAUGUGCCUUCAUCUGUGUACGGAUUCAUAGGAACCCCUCCGUCGUGGAGAAAAUAUUCGAGACUAUCUUGGAAACAGGGCCCAUGUCAAUUAUUAGAAGAAGUUUUGAGCCCACAGAUGGUCACAGUCAUACACAAACUUGGUCCUCAAUACAUGGGCAGUUUACAGGCUCCAGAAAUCACUCAUUCUGAGCCUCACGGACCUUUGAUAGCAGAGGAGAAACUAGUUUUUGGGUUGAACUCAAAAGCAGUCUCCCAGCUAACCCUUGCUAAAAUAAGGAAAGUAUACAGCAGAGCUGAUAAUAGAGCGAUUGCCAAACAGCUUGGAAUGUCAUCACAUGAGAAUGCAACGCCGAUCAGAGUGCUCCAUAAUUCGGCUGGACAUCUCUCCGGACCUGCGCGAACGCUUGGAGGCGUUGUUAUCGGAUACCUGGGCGUCAGAGUUUUUUCCCCGCGUCCAGUAGCAAAGAUGGUAGAGAGUGUUGGUGGAUGCAACGUUUUGUUGGGGCUGAUCGCAAUGGCAAAAGACGUCGAGAGUCUCUACGCAGCAGUGAAAGCUUUGGUUUGCGUCGUAAAAAGCAGUCAGUCAUCUCAGCAAGAAAUGGACAGAAAAAGAGGAUAUCAAAUGCUUGCCACUCUGUUAAGAAGGAAGAAGCCUCUGCUUAAUUCACAUAUUCUACACCUUGCAUUCAGUUUGGUUGGAACUGUGGACAGUGGCCGAGAAAGCUCGUCAAUCCCAAAUAUUGCAGCCUACAGGGACUUGCUGUGUGACUUGGAGGUUUGGUACGAGGCACCAGGUGAUUUAACUCGAUCAUUGUUUGAACACCAUUUGGAGCUGAUAUCAGAGUCAAGCGAGAAGAAAACCAACCUCAAGAUAGCAAGGGACCUAAAUAUUUUACCAAAAUUGCUCAGAAUAUUGCUAACGGCAGCUCCUAACAGCAACUACAACCAAUGUCUUCUUUCGCUCAUUGCAGCAUUACUUGCAAACAACCCUAGAUCACACGAUUUGUUGGUCUUUGGUCAAGCAAUAGCAUCAACUCUGUCAGUUGCUAAUGCACCCGCAGAAAAGCUGUUGACGCUGUCCGAUGUGCAAUUUGAAUCGGGAGACAAUGAGCUAAAUGACAUUAUCGGGAACAUAAUUUUGAGGAACAAAUGCCUUCAAAUAUUGCAUUCUCUUCUUUUUCAAAACAAGAAAGUUUGCAUGAGCUUUUGUGAUGAAGUCACGAAGAUUCUAGGAUUCGAUUGGGUGCUGCUUUUUCUGCAAGGACAUCUGCAUCCAACAACAGUGGUUUGGGGUUUAAGAGUUCUCGUAGUGCUUUGCUCCUGUCCAAACCUAAUGCAACGGUUCAGAGAAGGAACACACAAUGGCGGCUGGUUGAAGGAAACCGAGACAGUCAACAGCUCGAUAGGUAUAUUGGCCGGGUAUCAAAUUGGCUCUCCAUUGAGCAAGUGUGGACCACAGAGCCCGAAGCUAGCUGACCUUUCCAACGUGCAAGGAUUUCAACGUCUUGAAUGGAUUAUGCCACAGCAUAUAGCUAUCCCUGAAGUUUACUUCUUAUUAGUGGCUCUCGUGAUGGGACAACCAGUAAGACUACUCCCAGCUGACUUGAAGCUAAACUUGGAUUCCAUUUGGAACUUCAUGUUCGGUGUACCUGCCAGUCAAUCAGUGACAAGUUUAGCUGGGCGCGUGACUCUGAGCGCAGAAGCUGUUAUUGCUCUUCUUGCAAUGGUGCGAGCUAUGUUGAACCACGAAUUGAGAAAGCCUGAAGGUCUACCCGAGUGGUUGAGAGAUUAUCCGGUCACUAUUAUCCAAUUUCUCUAUUUUCUAUAUCAAAAUAUGGCCGACUUCAUGCCAAUAUUCAUGAGCGCUGACGUGCUAGUUGCACUUGCAUGUACUUUAUUUCCAAGACAUGGGAGCGAAGUUUCUAGUGGAGCUUCUACUCCAAUUGAAGAUGCUAAGGUUCCCAGUAAUAAUAUGACGAUGCUAACCAGAUCUCCAUCAAAAGAUAUGGGUCUGACUACUCACCCUGCUAAGAAAUUUGUUAUGGACUUUCUCCGAGUCAUCAUUGUAGACUCAUUAUCGCUGCCUGUUUCUGGGAAAGGACCACCAACAAUCGACAUCAUCCUUGAAGCAUCUCCUGAGCAAAGCAGCUCUGCACAACAAAGUAUAUUCCAGACAGAGCUUUUGGCCAUCCUCAUGGAGCAUCUUUUGGCAGCAGAUGUCCUAAUUGGAGAGCAAGCAGCUCUACCCGUUGUGCCUGGUGGAAGCAUACAAAAUUUGGCACCAAAUGUUUACUACCUGGCAGGUCGAAUCGUAGAUAAAAUGUGGCAAGGAUCUUUCACAAGAGACCCUCACGAUGUAUUUGAGUUCGUCAUUAAGUUGAUUGCACAAGCAAAGAGAAGACCAGCCACUGUAGUCAUAGUUUCCACGGAAGGAAUAUAUCAUUGCCUCAACCGAACGAUACUUUAUCUGCUAUCAAGACCCACAAAUUCAAUUGCUGAGCAAAUGUCUGUUCUUGAUACACUUCACAAAAUAACAAGUCAGCGCAACCUCGUUUUUGGUGCUGGAAACCAUGAGCUCGAAUUCUUCGGCUGCCUCACCUUUUGCCUUCUUCAAGUAACUUCAGAUUUGAAAAUAAAUGCAGACGUUACCGCAAAGACAACUUGGGUCGUAAAUCCGAAUCAAAAAGCGGACACGGCAGAAGAAACGGCGAUGAACACUGUUCAAGGCAUGAACUUAAUGAGUGUGGCGGCAAAACGAGUUUGGGAAGAGCUUUACGUAUCAAAGAAACCCGCCAUCGAGGAAAUAUUCAAGACAACAUUGCCAGCACCAAAGGACAAAGCACCGCAUCUCAUGAUUGUUCGAGAGCAGGUGUUGGAAGCAGCGCAUAAAACCUGGAGCACUUACAUUGAAACUGAGAAAAAGUCGUUCUUCAAAGUACCAUGGGAAUCUCACAACCAAAUUCAGUCAAAAAUUCAAAAAGUAACUGGUGGACUGACGCGAUUGGCCAGCAGAACCAAAGUGAAGAAGGAUGAAGCAGUUCGAGUGAAAUAUACGGCAGCAAUGCUAAACGAAAUAAACAACCAAGUUCUAAAUCAAGUUUCUCUUGUUCGCGAACUGGUAAUGGCACAGUUGAAACACAGCGUGGACACAAGCCAGCAUAUGCAGCAAUAUUUACUGGAUGAAUGGUUAAAAACCGAGUCAGAACUUACUCGCGAAAGAGGAUUGUGGGGACCAAUGAAAGGCAGCAAACUAGACAAAUGGAUGCUGGAUACAACCGAAGGACCUUGCAGAAUGAGGAAGAAAAUGAUGAUAAAUGACCUCUUCUAUGCUCACUAUCCUUACCGCCCUGAAAUGGACCAAAGUGACGUCAGAGCCAUAAAAUACAAAGUAGCAUCAAGCCAUGACAGUAGAGAAUAUUACCAAAGAUUCAAGCCACAAAAUAUGUUUGAGCGAGACAACUCUGACGCAAUGCAUGACGUUUUCAACACAUCUAGCGUAGAAUCUGUCGACAAUGAAACUGAGGAUUUCAAGGAAAUCGGCUUCCAAGGUUUGCACGGUGCCAUCAUGAAACCAAUAAGAAGCAUAUCCGAGCAAGAAGACGAAAAUGCUGACUCUGAAAUUGAUCCUAACCAUGAUCACAGCGGACAGGUUGAUGAGGCCAGCGACAAUCAGACACUGAUGCGUCUUCUAGAGGAUAGAGAAAAAAUUAUUCACAUGUUUAGAUGUGCUCGUAUUCAGGGACUGGAUACUACAGAAGGGCUGCUUUUGUUCGGUAAGGAGCACUUAUACGUGAUAGACGGUUUCACAGUUUUAAAGUCGAGAGAAAUAUGUGAUAUUGACAAUCUAGACAACGCACGUUCGAAUCAAUAUGAGCCGAUACUACCAAGCACCGGCAGUCCACGAAGAACACGCAGCAUGAAGCAAUGCUCCAAAUUCUCUUACGAGGACAUUCGAGAGGUUCACUUACGCCGAUAUCUUCUUCAGCCGAUUGCACUCGAAGUUUUUUCAAGCGACGGCCGCAACUACCUCCUAGCCUUUUCAAGAAAAGUAAGAAAUAAGGUUCACCAGAGGCUAACAACGCAUGCGACUUCAAUGAACGAUAGCGCACAACAGUCAGUAGCAGGCCAAAAGAGAACAGCAAAUGUGGAGCAGUCUGCGAGCAUCCUCUCUAGUUUGAUUGGGGAAACAUCGGUCACUCAGCGGUGGGUGCGCGGAGAAAUUUCAAACUUUCAAUAUCUUAUGUACUUAAACACACUUGCUGGAAGAAGCUACAAUGACCUCAUGCAGUACCCAGUAUUCCCGUGGAUUUUGGCCGAAUAUGAUGUAGAAGAACUUGAUUUGACGAACCCGAAAACGUUUCGAGAUUUUUCAAGGCCCAUGGGUGCGCAGAGUGCUGACCGCUUGGAACAGUUCAAGAAAAGAUACCGAGAAUGGGACGACCCCCACGGUGAAACACCACCAUACCAUUAUGGUACUCAUUAUUCUUCAGCAAUGAUUGUCUGCUCGUAUUUGGUACGCAUGGAACCGUUCACGCAGCACUUUCUCCGGCUUCAAGGAGGACACUUUGAUUUAGCUGAUCGAAUGUUCCACAGUAUUAAAGAGGCAUGGACAUCCGCCUCAAAGCACAACAUGGCUGAUGUCAAAGAACUAAUUCCUGAAUUCUUCUAUCUACCAGAGUUUCUGCAGAACUCAAAUAACUUUGAUCUUGGUGCCAAACAGAAUGGUGUACAUUUAGGUGACGUGAUUCUUCCACCAUGGGCAAAGGAUGACCCGCUGGAGUUCAUCAGGGUACACCGACAAGCCCUCGAGUGCGAAUAUGUUUCAGCUCAUUUGCACGAGUGGAUUGACCUGAUAUUUGGAUGCAAACAGAAAGGCCAAGGAGCGGUUGAAUCUGUGAAUGUUUUUCAUCACUUAUUCUACGAAGGAAACGUGGAUAUAUAUAACAUAGAUGAUCCUCUUAAGAAGAACGCCACGAUUGGAUUCAUCAACAACUUUGGACAAAUACCGAAGCAGCUUUUUAAGAAGGCUCAUCCAGCGAAACGUGUGGCUUCAAACAGAACGUCUUCCAUCUUUGAUUCUGGACAAUUGCUACCAACAGUCAACCUCACCACAGGUCUUUUUUUCCACGGACUUGAUAAUUUACGACCAUCGUUGACACCGAUAAAAGAACUAAAAGCUCCAGUCGGCCAAAUUCUACAACACGAUAGACAAGUCUUAGCAGUCGAGCAGAACAAAUCGCUAAUGCCUCCAAACUACACCAAAUACGUUGCUUGGGGAUUUGCCGACCACAGUCUGCGAAUAGGAAAUUAUGACAACGACAAAGCCGUUCUCAUUUGCGAAGCUCCGCAAAACGGAGAAGUGGUAGCUUGCGUGUGCCCUAAUGCGAAGCUUGUCAUUACGGCAGGAACCAGUACAAUUGUGACAGUUUGGGAAUACCAAAAAAAGCAGAUGAGAGUGAAGCAAAAUCUGUACGGACACACAGAUGCUGUAACCUGCCUGGCUGCAAGCCCUGCGUACAACGUCAUCGUAUCUGGAUCUCGCGACGCAACGGCGAUCAUUUGGGACCUCUCGCGGCUCAUGUUCGUGAGGCAGCUUGGAGGUCAUUCAGCGCCCGUCGCGGCUGUAGCUAUCAAUGAGGUCACAGGAGACAUUGCAACGUGCGCUGGCACCUGGCUCCACGUGUGGACAAUCAACGGUACUGAGUUAGCAUGCGUGGACACCAGCGUAGGCAGAGCCGACCGCAUGCAGCAAAUUCUUUGCGUUGCGUUCUCCCAGGCGAAUGAAUGGGACCCUCAAAAUGUCAUUAUGACUGGUUCCACUGAUGGAGUUGCUAGGAUGUGGUCAAUAGAUUACGUGCAAGUGCCAAAGGAAGAGCCUGAGCAGCAGAUCAUUGAGAAAAGUGAGGCGACAAAAGACACAAAAGAAGAAGAAAAAUCAGCAACUCUACCAGAUAAUGACCGCGUGAAAGAAUUCGUCAAACAAAUGAGUCUGUCUGGCGAAUACACUGAAGAAAAUGGAAUGAUUUUGGUGAAGAGCGGUUCGGAAAGUAGUCUAACUGAGGACGAAGACGAAAGCAAAGACAAAAAAGAUGAAACUGCAUCCGAAGCUUUGCCGACCAUCGACGUAGAAGAAGUCGAGAGACCACUCGGAGGCAGCUUCGAAGAAUCCAUGGUUGUGGUGCGCCGAAGGCCUAGCGCCUCACACAAUCCGGCCUUUAGGAAGAGUGAAGGCAGCAGACUAGCUGGAUUGAUGAGUCUAAGCGGCAGAGUGCGGUCGGAUAGCGAGGGCCGAGAGGACACUAGUAGCAGUACAACAGAGUCCAAAACUAACAAUCCAAACACGCUGUCAUGCUCUGGGGACAGCAUGCGCACGAGUAAAAGCGACACUAGCCUCACAGACUCCUUCGUGAUGGUCAGCGAGUCUGAGAUUCCCUCUGAGAUGAGUCAAGUUAGAAGGAAAAAUCAGAACGUGCUUCGAGAAGGCUUUCAAUGGCAACGACAGCUGGUGUUCAGAAGCAAAUUAACCAUGCAUACAGCAUACGACCGAAAGGACAAUGCAGAGCCAGCUUCGAUCACUUGCCUGGCUGUUUCCAAAGACCAUCGCACAAUGUACGUAGGAGACGCAAGAGGGAGAGUGUUUUCAUGGAGCAUGGCCGAGCAGCCUGGUCGAGCCGACCACUGGCUAAAAGACGAGGGUGCUGAGAGCUGUGUCGGGUGCGGCGUCAAAUUCAGUCUUUACGAAAGGCGACACCACUGCAGAAACUGUGGCCAGCUUUUCUGCUCCAAGUGCAGCAAAUUUGAGUCCGAAAUCUCACGGUUACGCAUUUUAAAGCCGGUGCGGGUAUGCCAAGGGUGUCACGCUACGCUCAGAUCAGCUUCAGUGGAAUCGCAAUGAAAACAUUCUGUGAAAUGUGCAAGUCAAAACCACCCAAAUUGUAAAUGUGCAUAACGUUAUGCUUCAGCCACCAAAUAGUGAUAACAACUUAAGUCUUGUAAAAAAGUAAAUUGAUAAUAACUUUUUGAAACUGACAAGAUUCGAGUUUUGUAGUUAAUGUAUUAAUAGUCUCAGAUAAUAUUUAUUAAAGAAAAUUAACAGCAAAUAGAUAAUUGUGAUCAUAUACUAUAGAACACGGCGUUGCAGAUGUAACAAAUAUUUGUAAAUAGCUACAUGUAAUAUAUAUCAUACCAAAUGCAGUGAGGGAAAUCUAAUAAGCAUAAUAGCUUCUAUGAAAUAGGGCAAAGGUAUAUAAAAGAAUGGAAAUGAAUAUAGUAUAUAUUGUAAGACGAUAAUAAUAUGUUUGUUGAUCAGCACAUCUUUAAUUUUCUAAACAGCGCUCUGAUAUUUUUCUAGAAAACCGUAAUAAGCUAAGGGGAAAAUUAAAUCAAAGCGUGAAAAAAGUAACAUACAGCCUAAUUAUCCAGUCGAUGCUUGGUCACGGCAACCCCUCUUGCAACUGUUUGUGGUGCAAUUACAGAGCAAAAUAUAAUCCUUAUUGUUGACUACUUUUAUGUUUGGUAUAAUUUCCAAAUUUGAUCUCAAUCUGUUAACGAUUUUGCUCAAUCCGAGGAAUAGUAAAGAACAAUAAUGAUUGUUUAACUGUAUUAGCUGGAUCUUUUUAUUUGUCUACUAAUCAAUAGCCGCAGAAUCUUUAGUGUAACCAGGGUGUAACACGAGAUGUAUGUUUCCCGUCAACUAAUUUUAAGUUUCGGAUUUCCCAAAAAAAUAAUCGGCAUUCCGUAUAAUUCUUCCAGAACAUAUCAGUAUCAUUCAAAAUGCAUAGCUAUCAUUUGAUGUACGGCUCUAAACAGUUGUUAAAUAUCGACUUUGUGUACCAAUAUAUUAAAAAAUUUCGGUGUUUAGUUUAGCAAGACCGGAGCGUGUAACACAGGUUGUGCGAUGAAGCUGGUUAUGUCCACCACAAUACAAGAUAGUAUUCCUCAAAAAUUUGUCAAUUGCUUUUAAUAAAAAUGCCCAUUUAGUAGACAGAGUAA
Messenger RNA from Cloeon dipterum, 11760 nucleotides. It is a transcript of the gene bchs, whose product is annotated as WD repeat and FYVE domain containing 3 bchs. Lineage: Eukaryota; Metazoa; Arthropoda; Insecta; Ephemeroptera; Baetidae. The record is from RefSeq and is a predicted model, not a curated record. The coding region runs from base 191 to 10663 and encodes 3490 amino acids. Gene Ontology annotation, molecular function: protein binding; metal ion binding. The transcript is spliced from 8 exons.